AUGUUUUAUUUGUAUAACAAAAUUACUUCAUUAUCAACAAAAUCGCAAGGUGGAAAUGAAAAAAGAGAUAAUAAAGAAAAUGUAACAAAUUGUUUGGAUAAUAAUAUUGAUAAAAAUAAAAAUUAUGAAGAAUGUUAUAAAAAAGACGAAGAUAUAUUUUUGCUAUUUGAGGAUACAAAAUUUGAAAACUCAAAUAGUAUUAAUAAAAAUGUGAACCCCACAAUAAAAUUGGACAAAAAUGAAGUAGAUAAAAUUGAUCAUAGGAAUGAAAAUAAAUUAAAAGUAGAUUUAAAUAAACAAGAUAAAUUAAUAUGUGAAAGUGGAAAAGAGGAUGUAGUGAGUUGGGUGGAAUUCGACGAAAAUAGCGAUAACGAUGAUAAUUUUUUUAAAAUAAAUCAAAAUAAUUUUUGCAAUUUCGAAUUUUCGAACUAUAAUGAUAGCAAUCAUGAGGAUAGCAAAGAAAAGUCGAAAAAUAGUUUUCCAAAAUUUGAAAGGAAUUCAAGUAUUGACUGGUCAAAUAUUAAUUUGAAAAAUAAUACUAAGAGGUAUUUGUUAGAAAAUAUAGAGGAUGAAUUUCAAAAUUUUAAUUUUGAAAAUGAAGAUUUUGAUGAUUAUAGAACUAAGGAUAAUGAGGAAAUUCCACCGAAAUGUAAUAUAAAAAAUAUGAAUAAUACAGAAAACGAUAACAAUCAAAAGCCUUUAGAAAAUGAAAAAAUAUUUAAAGAAAAUUCAGAUUUUUCCUUCCUUGAAAUAGCUUGGAAUAAAUGUAUAAAUAAUAAUGAAAAAUUGGAAAAUUGUGGACGAAAUGAAAAGAUUUUGAAACCAAAACUAUUUGAUGACAAAAAAGUGAAUGAAAUAAUGGAAAUAAAUGUUAGUAUUAAAGGAAAAAAUUCAGAUAAAAUCAUUUCAAGUAUUCUAAAAAAAAAUGAAUUACAUGAAAAUUCUUUUAAUUUGAUGGAAUCUAAUAAUAUGCCAUAUAAAAAAAUUGAUGAAAAUGAAAUUAAAGAAGAUCCUUUUGUAUUUAAAUGUGAAUCUUCAUAUAAUAAUGAAAAUAAUAUUUGUGAAAAAAUAGUGAAAGAUUAUAAAAAUAAAGAAAAUAGUUUUAAUAAAAAUAUAAUGCAUAAUGAUAUGCAUACAGAUUUAAUAAAGAAUAAUAUAAAGAAUUCCGAAAUAGUAGACAAUGCAAAUUUUCCUAAUAAUAAUAAUGAUGAUUUACCAAAUUUCGAGAAUGGAAUGAAAGUUAAAAAACAUACAGAACAUAUUGAAAGUAAUUAUUGCCAACAAAACGAUGCAAAACAAAGCGACGUAAAGCAAAAUACAAUAGUUGGAAACUUUCAAGAGAAUAACAAUAUAACCCCGAAAAAAAUACAUGAAAUAGAAGAAAUUAAAGUUAAUUGUAGUGAGAGGGAAAAUGAUGUAGAAGAUGUUAUGAACAAGUGUGUUAUGGAGGAAUGUGCAGAAUAUAACGAUAAAAAAAAAUGCAAUUCUUUUGAUAAGUUUUUUUAUGAAAACCAAAUAAAUGAAGCAGAAGAAACGAAAGAAAAAGGUAACAUUGAAUCGUUUUUAUUUGAAAAAAAUAUGAGCAUUAUAGAUGGUGAGUGUGGCACAUCAGGGGUUGAAAAGAUAAAAAAAUUUCAUUAUGAAAAUGCUUUUAAUGAAAAGAUAUCCACAAAUUUGUUAAUAAGGAAUAGUGAUAAUAUUAUUCAAGAUACUUUAAAGAAGGAAGAGGAAGGUAAAAAUAAAAUAAUUUUUUUUGAAAAGGCAAAAAUGUGUAAAGAUAAUGAAUCACUAAAUAAUCAAAGCAAAGUAAAUUCUUUAAUUGAUGAAAAAAUGAUUGAAAUAAAUAAUAAUUCAAAUGAAGGAGAAAAUUGUGAUGUUUUAGAGGAAAAUGAAUUAUGGGUUGACAAUACAUUUAUUAAAGAAACAAAAUGCAAUAUAAUAUCUGAAAAUAAUAUAAAAGAGUAUGAAGCAGAUGCUGUAUUAAAUGGAAAUAACGAAAUAUUUGAAAAAGAAGACGAUGAAAAAAUACUUUGUGAUAAAGAAAAUUUGCAUGAAAAUGAAUUGUGGGAUGAAGAUAAACAAAUUAAAUUUUCUGAAUGCAAAAAUAGCAAUUUGGGAAUUGUUAUUAUGAAUAGUGAAGAGGAAGAAAAAGAGAAAGAAGAGGAAAAGGCAGAAAAUAUAUUAUGUGAAAAUAACGAAUUGUUUGAAAAUAAAAUGUUAUGGGGUGAAAAAAAAAUAAUGAAAAAAAUCAAGAGAGAAGAUAGUAUUGGAAUUUUUACUUCUAAUCAGAAUGAAGAAAAUAUAAUUUUAAAAAAUAAAGAGAUUGAAAUAGAAAAAUGUUCAGAAAAAAAUGAAGUGAAAAUUUAUAUUGAAAAUGAGAGUUUACAAAUAAUAUCAUUAGAAAAUAAAAAAAAUAGUGAAAUGAAUGAAAAUAAAAAUAAUUCUAGUUCAUCCAUAGAAUUUCAUGAAAUUAAAAAAAAAACAAAAAGUAAUAAUUUGAGGUUUGACAAAAUUUCUAAAGAGAAUAUUCAUUCAAAAAAUAAUAAUUUAACUUCGGUAAAUCUUUCAAGAUUUACUUAUGAAAAAAUAAAUGAAAUAAAGGCAAAUAAUAGAAAAGAAAAGAAAAGUGAUCUAAAUGAUAAUGAAAAAAAAACUGAUGCUUAUGAUAUAAGUUGUAAUAAUAUGAGAAAUAGAAAUAACUUAUGUAAUUUGAAAUUUAAUAAAAUAAAUGAACUUGAAGAACAUUUGUCUAAAGAAAGAAAAGAAAUUAUUAAUUAUUGUCAAGAUAUAGAUAGAAUAAGUUCUGAAAAUAAUAAUUUUAUACGUGGAAAUGAGAUAAAACUUGAUUUAAAUAAUAAUAACAAUAAAAAAUGUAAUAUAAUAAGUAAGAAAGAGACCAAAUUAAAAAAAAAAAAAAAACGAAAUGAUGAUGUAGAAAAUAAUAUCAAUGGGAAGUUAGCUUCCAUUACAAACAAGUUUGAAUAUGAAUCAAAUAGUUUAAAUUUUUUGAAAGCAUUAAAAGAGUUGCCAAAUCUUGAAUUUUUAAAAUGUAAAGACUUAAACCCAUUUUUGCGUUAUUUUAACAUUGUUUUGAAAACAGUGACUAUUUGCUUCAAUAAUGAAUUUUUUUUUUAUGUUUUGGCUGGAGACGAAACGGGAUGUGCUUAUGUUAAGCUGCGAAAUGAAUUUAGGGAUUUAUUUAAAGGGAAUGAAUCAUUUAUAAUAGAAAAUUGUUCUGUGAUGGAAGAAGGUUUUCACAUCAUUUUAGAAAUGAAUAAAUACAGUAAUAUAUAUCCAUUGAAAUAUAAUACUAUUAAAAAUAUAAAUAAACAUAUAAAUUUUUCAGAUGCCAAGUUUGUAUCAUUGUCUGAGCAUAUAAUAUAA
This is a messenger RNA of Plasmodium berghei ANKA, 3384 nucleotides long. Its product is annotated as nucleic acid binding protein, putative. The coding region runs from base 1 to 3384 and encodes 1127 amino acids. The transcript has 3 exons. NCBI's taxonomy places the organism in Eukaryota, Apicomplexa, Aconoidasida, Haemosporida, Plasmodiidae. The record is from RefSeq and is a predicted model, not a curated record.